UCUUUGACGCGUUCUCCGACGAAGGUCACUUCAAUGGUUUCGAAGUGACAAUAUGUCAGAUCUCCGAUGACGACGCCAAUUCUGCUCGUCUGCGCCAUGUCGUCGACUGCUUGAUAAAACACGGGUACGGACGGGGCGCUCUGUCUAGAGGCGCUCCGGACUACCACUUGAAGAAAAAGGGCGGUUUACUCGGCAAGAAGUCAGAACAAGAGCCCUUCAAGGCUUUGACGAAGAGCGUUUCGACCGCGAUUCCUCCACCGCCCCGACCAAAAACGGACUCUGGACAAGACGCUCAGCAACCAACCGGCCAAAAAUGUUCUGAAAUCAACGGCGAAGAAGACCCGACCGUGGCAAAGCCGGAAGACAUUCAGCUGUUCUUUGAGGAAUGUAUGUAUUUGCUCCAAGCCAAAAAUGCCCUUAAGGUGUAUCGAUAUGAUGGGUGCCGGUGCCAUAAACCGAUGAUUCAAAAAACAGACGCAGCGCUCUCUGAAUUCUCGACUCAAAGCUUGUGGGAAUGCUUUUGCUCUCACCAGCCAGGCUUCGCUAUACGGUAUAUGGUAUAUCACCACUACCAAAGCAAGAAAUGGGUCGUUAAACCAGGUCUGAAACUUGGCGUCGACUUUCUCUUGUAUCCACAAGGCGGCGCGAGCAGAGGACACGCUCAAUUCGGCGUGCAAAUCGUGCACCCCUCCUCCUUGAACGCCUCGAAGCACGUGGACCGGCCACUACCCUGGGUGCUAUCUAGGGUCCUCCAUCAGGUCGCGAAAAAUUUUGUCAUGGUGUCGGUUGAACCAACGCAAAAAAGCGAAUACGGCGACAGCGACGUGCUCGCGCUGCUCGCAAACCCACCCCCCUCGCUAGACCUUCUCUUUUCGAGAUUCACGCUGCUUGAACUGGGAAUAUCUAGAUUCUGCUAG
Schistocerca gregaria is the source of this 917-nucleotide messenger RNA. RefSeq names its product tRNA-splicing endonuclease subunit Sen2-like. The coding region runs from base 390 to 917 and encodes 175 amino acids. NCBI's taxonomy places the organism in Eukaryota, Metazoa, Arthropoda, Insecta, Orthoptera, Acrididae. Gene Ontology annotation, cellular component: tRNA-intron endonuclease complex. The record is from RefSeq and is a predicted model, not a curated record. Gene Ontology annotation, biological process: tRNA splicing, via endonucleolytic cleavage and ligation; tRNA-type intron splice site recognition and cleavage. Gene Ontology annotation, molecular function: nucleic acid binding; tRNA-intron lyase activity. The transcript has 2 exons.